Aphanomyces invadans is the source of this 3386-nucleotide messenger RNA. RefSeq names its product leucine-tRNA ligase. The coding region runs from base 14 to 3274 and encodes 1086 amino acids. Gene Ontology annotation, molecular function: ATP binding; leucine-tRNA ligase activity; aminoacyl-tRNA deacylase activity. Lineage: Eukaryota; Oomycota; Saprolegniomycetes; Saprolegniales; Verrucalvaceae. Gene Ontology annotation, biological process: leucyl-tRNA aminoacylation. The transcript is spliced from 4 exons. The record is from RefSeq and is a predicted model, not a curated record.
ACUUUCCAAUAGGAUGGCGAGUGCAGACUACGUGUCUGCCAAGCUCAGCGGCAUGGACAUUGCCGUCGAAGAGAAGAAGUUUGGACGCCGCAACCACUUGCUUGCGAUUGAAGAAGAUGUGCAGCGCCAGUGGGAGGAAGCUAAGGUCUUUCAAGGCAGCGUGGAGGACGGCAAGAAGAAGUUUCUCGCCACGUUUCCGUUCCCGUACAUGAACGGGAUGAUGCACAUUGGUCACGGUUUCACGAUCACGAAGGCCGAGUUCGCGACGCGAUACCACCGCCUCAAGGGCGAGAACGCGCUCUUCCCGUUUGCGUUUCAUUGCACGGGCAUGCCGAUCCAGGCCGCAGCGAACAAGUUGAAGGCCGAGUUGGAUGAGUUCGGGUUUCCCCCUCAAUUCCCCAUUGAAGUCGUCGAGCCACCGCCGGCGCCUGCCGCGCAAACGUCCGAGAACAAGGCCAAAGGCAAGAAGUCCAAGUUGGUUGCCAAAACUGGCGGCGUCGUGCGCCAAUACGACAUCUUAACCAAAAUGAUUGACGACAAGGAGCUCAUCCCCAAGUUCACCGACCCGACUUUCUGGCUGCAAUACUUUCCACCGUUUGGCGAAGCUCACUUGCGCCGCUUCGGGCUUGCAGUGGACUGGCGCCGGUCGUUCAUCACGACCGACGUGAAUCCGUUCUACGACGCCUUCAUUCGAUGGCAAUUGAAUACGCUCAAGGAACGCUCCCGCAUCUCCCGCGGCAAACGGCCCAAUGUGUACUCGCCGCUGGACAAACAGAACUGUGCCGACCAUGACCGCGCGUCCGGUGAAGGCGUCGGGCCCCAAGAAUACACGAUCGUGAAGCUCGCGGUGAAAACGCCGUUGCCUGCCCGUUUGAGUUCGCUCUCCGGGUACAACGUGUACUUGGCGCCGGCGACGCUGCGCCCAGAGACCAUGUAUGGCCAAACAAACUGCUUUGUGCUUCCAGACGGCGACUAUGGCGCGUACCGCAUCAACGAGACGGACGUGUUUUUGAUCUCGCGCCGAUCUGCGCUGAACCUGGCCCAUCAAGAUUACUCGCGCACGUGGGGCCAAGUGGAAUGCCUCCUCGAACUCAAGGGGUGGGACCUCUUGGGGUUGCCGCUGCGGGCGCCGAACGCCGUGUACGACACCGUGUACACGCUGCCAUUGCUGACCAUCUCGAUGGGCAAGGGGACCGGUGUCGUCACGAGUGUGCCGAGUGACGCCCCGGACGAUUUUGCCGCGCUCCGCGACUUGAAGCAAAAGCCUGCGAUGCGUGAAAAGUACAACUUGACGGACGAGAUGGUGCUCCCGUUCGAAGUCGUGCCGAUCAUUGACAUUCCUGGUUACGGCACGACGGCAGCUGUCGCAGUGUGCGACGAGCUCAAGAUUCAAUCGCAGAACGAUAAAGACAAGCUGGCGAAGGCCAAGGACUUGGUCUACCUCAAGGGGUUCUACGAAGGCGUGAUGCUUGUGGGUAGCCAAGCCGGCAAGAAGGUGUGCGAUGCCAAGGCGGCUGUUCGCAAGGAGCUCCUCGAUGCAGGCCAUGCCAUCCCGUACUGGGAACCCGAGUCCACCGUCAUGAGUCGCACGGGCGACGAGUGCGUCGUUGCUCAUUUGGACCAGUGGUACUUGCUCUACGGCGCGGACGACUGGAAAGCCCGCGUGAGCUCGCAUAUCGAAAACCCCAACACGUUCAGCACGUACAACCCGAUCGCGCUUGGCGAGUACCGAUCGACGUUGGAGUGGUUGAAGGAAUGGGCGCCGUGCCGCCAGUUUGGGCUCGGGACCAAGCUCCCCUGGGACACGGAAUUCGUUGUCGAGUCAUUGUCCGAUUCGACGAUUUACAUGGCGUACUACACCAUCGCGCACCACUUGCAGAGCAACGUGGACGGCUCGAGAGGUGGCCCGCACGGCAUCACGGCGGCCGACUUGACCAAGGAAGUGUUUGACUUUAUCUUUUUGAAGGGUCCCGCUCCGACCAACUCGAAGAUCUCGGUGGACGUGUGGCGCCAGCUCCAAGCUGAAUUCGAGUACUGGUACCCCGUCGACUUGCGUGUGUCAGGCAAGGACUUGAUUCGCAACCACUUGACCAUGUGCCUGUACAACCACGCGGAAAUCUGGGCCGACGACGCGUCCAAGUGGCCGCGCAGCUUUUUCACAAACGGCCACGUGCUGGUGGAUGCAGAAAAGAUGUCCAAGUCGAAGGGCAACUUUUUAACGUUGGAGCACUGUUUCAACGAGUACGGCGCGGACGCGACACGGUUUGCGUGCGCCGACGCCGGCGACUCGAUGGAUGACGCCAACUUUUCGCGGGACACUGCCAACAUGGCGAUCUUGCGCUUGACGACGGAAGAAGAAUGGAUCAAGAAGACGCUGGACGACGUCGCGGCGCUCCGCACGGGCGCGCUCAACUUUAACGACAAGAUGUUUCACGCGCAAAUGGACGAAAUCAUCACGACGACGGCGGCGCACUUUGACGCGAUGCAAUGGCGCGACGGGUUCCAGACGAGCUUCUUCGAGCUCCAGAUCGCGCGCGACGCCUACCGCGACAUUUGCACGCGCGGCGAGUUUGGCUUGCACAAGGACGUGAUCGUGCGGUUCAUCGAGGCGCAGACCAUCAUGUUGGCGCCAAUCUGUCCGCACAUUUGCGAACACUUUUGGAAGUUGCUGGGCAAGCCCGGGUUUGUCUCGAACGCGGCGUGGCCCGCCGUCACGGGCCCCACGGACUAUACUCUUCUUCGCGCGGGCGACUUUUUGACCAAGUCCCUCAAGCACUUCCGCGACGCUGUCAUGAAGGGAGAUGCUGCCAAGGGCAAGAAGAAACCUGUCGUCGAAGCCAAGAAACCCACGCAUGCCCAUGUGUACCUCGCCAACGAGUUCCCGACGUGGCAGCAGACCGUGCUCACGUUUAUGGCCGGACUCUUUGACAAGUCGACGAAGACGUUCCCGGCCGACUUUAUGGCCAAGCUCAAGCUCCUCCUCAACGACCACGAAGCACUGAAGAAGAACACCAAGAACGUGAUGCAGUUUGCUUCGUUUGUCAAGGCCGACGCCGAGCUGCGUGGUCACGAGGCCAUCGAACUCAGCAUGCCAUUUGACCAAAAGGCUGUCCUCGAGAGCAACAAGCUGUACUUGCUCAAGUCGCUCGACCUGCAUGACAUCGCGUUUUACUACGUUGACGGCCACGCCGCGGUGGAAGGCGGCGACGCCAAGAAGAUCGAAGUUGCCGCUCCUGGAAAGCCCACCAUCUAUCUCUACGCCGUCGACUUGUAAGCGCUGUAGCCACCGACGGAUCGGGUCCAUCCGCCGCCCGCCAGAGCCGUCGCUGCAGUAGCUGCCUCGUGCUUGAAUAUGUACGCCAGCAUGUGCUUCGAUCGAGUACCUC